This is a messenger RNA of Symbiodinium pilosum, 1603 nucleotides long. Lineage: Eukaryota; Dinophyceae; Suessiales; Symbiodiniaceae. The record is from the annotation of a GenBank genome assembly.
AUGAAGACACCGGAUCUCAGCUUUUCUACCAUCAAGGGAGCAGCGCCGUUGACAGAUUUCAGUGUCGGCCAACAACUUCGAGGUGUCGUGUCCUAUGUCACCGAUAAAUUGGUGAUGGUCGAUGUUGGUGCGGAGAAGGAGGGCCUGGUACCAAUCUCGCGAAUGCGUGGUGCGGCUCCUAAUGGCAGCUGCUUUGACUGCGUCCGAGAGGGAGAUGAAGUGGACGUCUGGGUGAGCGAGGUCUCGAAUCCUCACGAUCUACGCCGUGGUCAGCUCCUUCUCUCCACGGACAGAAACAAGGUUUGGAAACCCACGGCCAACGUCACACAGUUUCAGUCGAAUUUGGGCAAGGCCUGGUUCGAAGGAACGGUCACCCGAAACCGAUCUUAUGGCAUGUUCGUGAAGGUCCCAGCACCUUCUGGCCAUGGAUUCAUGGAGGGCCUGCUCCCCCGAAGCGAGUGCAACGAGAACCUGGCCCCUGGGUCCCAAGUGAACGUGCGGGCUUUGCGCGUGGACGCCGAGAAGAAUCACCUCUACCUGACCAUGCGCAACGCUUCUGCUAAAGGGCCGGAAGCCAGGCUCGCCGUGUUCAUGAACAUGACUGCCGAGCGGAUAAAAGGCACUGUGACACGUACUGGCAAGUUUGGCGCUUUCGUUGAGAUUCCGCAUCCAGAUGGUGGCGCCAUCGUGGGACUUAUCCCUUCUCAGGGCAAGGACGACAUUCAUCGCCAUCGCCCGCGCAGCCUUGAUGGACUGCACAUUGGUCAAGAGCUGGUAGGCGUGGUCUUGCGCGUGCACCCGCUUGCCUUGGUGGACGUCGGCCUGAAGGUUCGAGGGCUCCUUCCUGUGGGAAAGAUGAGCUCUGGCAAGCAUGAGGAGGAGAGCGAGGAGGCGAUGGUGAACUUGGGCGAUGUUGUUCAAGUUUGGGUCAGCGAGAUCCGGAACGCCACCAAGCGAGACCGGCCUAGCCUGAUUCUGGCAAUGGAUGAAAACCGGAUCUACAGCCUCUGGAAUUCCGGGCCGAUGGCGGAUCUUGAAGAUUUCUCCGAGCUGGAUUCGCAGCAGUGGUUGUCAGGCACAGUGACACGAAAGCAGGAGGCAGGCUGGUUCGUGAACGUGCAGUCGCCACGUGGGGAAGGGUCCCGCCAGGGCUUCGUUUACCUGCCAGAAUGCAAGGGCGAUGCCGACAUCGGCUCGCAAGUGCAGGUCCGCGUCUUGGGUGUUGACUUGGAGAAGGGCUACAUGGAUCUCUCCAUGCGCACAUCUGAGCCCUUGAAGGGGGUGGAAGCCAAGCUGGCAUUGUACCGAGACCUCAUGGAUCAUUGGCUGCAGGGCCGAGUUAAGAGUUUCGGGGCCUACGGCGCCUCCGUAGAGGUCCGACAUCCCGUUGCUGGCACGCUCGUGGGCAUCUUGCCGAAGGCACAGAUGGCAUCACAGAGAGAGCUGAUGGUAGAUGAGCAGGUGGAGGUUCGUGUCUGGGAUGUGACAGACGACCGCCUGUUCCUGUCCAUGCAGGAGAAGGUGAAGGAAAUGCCCAAGGAAUUCCUGGCCCUCGUGGAGGAUGAACUGGGAAGUGCCAUGAGUGUGGAGCUACUGGAAGAGG